Molecule: messenger RNA, 963 nt
Organism: Amphiprion ocellaris (clown anemonefish)
Lineage: Eukaryota; Metazoa; Chordata; Actinopteri; Pomacentridae
Gene: mrpl32
Product: mitochondrial ribosomal protein L32
Exons: 3
Coding region: 74-619 (181 amino acids)
Biological process (GO): translation
Cellular component (GO): mitochondrial large ribosomal subunit
Molecular function (GO): structural constituent of ribosome
Source: RefSeq, a predicted model, not a curated record
AAUUACGUCAGAGCCUCAGUGACCGUGAGCUGUUUGACAUGUUGGAAGGAAAAGAAACGUGCUGGUUGUAAAAAUGAUGAACUUAACCUCUUUAAUUCACAACCUCAGAUGCUCUCUGCUACGUAUUGAAAGCAGACUUCUGCAGGCGGCCGGACUAGACAGACACCUGGGUCCGGCACUGGCCAUAAAUGGCCCCAGUGUCCUGCCUCAGAUCAACCAGGAGCCUCAGCUGGAUGAGCAGCAGAACCCAGAACAACCCCCUGGCCUCCUGGACAGCAUCCUAUGGAUGGCAGCACCCAAGAAGAGACGCACUAUAGAGGUCAACCGCACCAGAAGGAGAGCUGAGAGCAAACUACUAAAAGUCAAGAACAACAUCGAGCCAUGUCCAGAGUGUGGCCAUCUGAAGCAGAAACAUAUCCUGUGUGGCUUCUGUUACGCUAAGGUGUGCAGGGAGACUUCUAAGAUUCGUCAACAGAUUCAAGCGAUGGAAGGCGGCCCACUGAGGGCACCAGCCGUAGAGACUGUCGUUGUGUAUGAGGGUGAAACACCAAACCAGGGGGACAAAGACAAGAGGAUCGUGGAGAUGGCCAGGAAGAGGCCUGGCUGGUUCAGCUAUUAAUCCCGAGUUAUUGAGGCAUUGUUUGAUACCUCAAGUGAAGAAUUAUGCAUCAGUUUUGUUUUCACAGAUAAAGUUCAUUCUGCUUGUUUGAUCAGAACUGAUAAAUACCUGAGUAUCAGGUGAACAUUUUCACUCAUCGCUGUGAACAUACUGUUUCAUUAAUGUGUGGUUACAACAGAAAAUAUCCAACAUGUCUUUGGAGUUGUUGAUGUCAUGUUUUGUUUGGUAACACUUUCAACUGAUUGUCAGAUUUAAAGUCAAGUGUGUCAGUUUUGAUGGAGCAAAAUUUACUGCAAUAUAUUUGAAUGUUCAACAAUAAAAUCAUUACUUGGGGGUGAAAGAAA